CAAUACGCGCAAAACAGAGCUUCUUCAAAUACCCCAUUCAACAAUCAACCUUCCACCCAACAAACAAACAAACACAUUCAUUCAUUCAUUCACAAACUCCAUGGAUUUCGGUGUCUACAACGUUUCAAUGGACGACAAAACAACCACACAAAAUCCCUCUUUCCGAUUCCUCAUAGUCAUCGACUUCCUCCGUUUUCAGAAACUUGCCUCUUGGCUCUACGCCUUCGCCACCACAAAACAAAAACCGAGUAGUUUUCCGGCCACUUCAAAAACAGAGGAACACGGCGGCGAGGAGAGGCUGAUGACUACUGAGGAGAUGAAAUGGGUUAUGGGGAAUUUAGGGAUUGAUUGCGGCGAAGAGUCGGUUCCUCUGUUUGGGUCAACGGAAGAAGUGGCGGAGAUGUUCGAUGAAAGGGCGGCGAGUACGGUGGAGGUGAAGAAAGCUUUUGAUGUGUUUGAUGUGAACGGCGAUGGUUUCAUCGACAGUGAAGAAUUACAGAGAGUGAUGUGCGUUUUGGGGUUCAAAGAAGGAGAAAGGAUCCAGAAUUGCGAGAGGAUGAUUCGUAAGUUCGAUCAUAACGGAGAUGGAAGAAUUGAUUUUGAAGAAUUUCUUAAAUUGAUGGAAUCAGUAGUUUGAUGGUAACUGGAAUUAUUGAUUAUUCUUUCUUUCUUUCUUUUUUCAAUUUAUAUAAAUAUUUUGUAGUGGAAGGAGAUUCUUGAAUUGAUGUUGUAGUGUGGUCGAAAAUGAAGCCUUUUGCCCCUUUGUGGUGUUUCUUGUUUUUGGGGGGUAAAUGGAAUUGAAAUUUUGGCCCAUCCUAUUUCUCUAUGUAAUUUUCAUACAUAAAAAUUAAAAUACAAUACAUAUGUAUGUAUUUAUAUCUUUACUUUA
Messenger RNA from Benincasa hispida (wax gourd), 889 nucleotides. Its product is annotated as putative calcium-binding protein CML46. Gene Ontology annotation, molecular function: calcium ion binding. The record is from RefSeq and is a predicted model, not a curated record. Lineage: Eukaryota; Viridiplantae; Streptophyta; Magnoliopsida; Cucurbitales; Cucurbitaceae.